AUGCCCCAACAAACCCAACCCGCUCAAGCCAUACCCAACAUCAACAUCAACAUCCUCACCUCCACCCUCUCAACCUUCUUCCUCUCCCUAACGACCACCCCCGACGACAUCGCCGACAUAACCUCCGCCCUCUCAUCCCUUAGCGUAAGAGCAGAUGUCUACGACGUGAUAAGCCGAGUCGAUAAAACCUCUCCUGACUCGAUUCGGGGUGCUAUUGCGUGGUACGAGUUGAUGAUGGAUUCUCUCGACAGUGAACUCGAUCUCGACAAAGAGGAUGCGCAGCUGGAUGUGUGUCGCGAUAUUCAUGCGGCGAGAAAGUGUUUGGUGGUUUUGGGGGAGAUGGGGAGGGGUUUGGUUACGGGGGAGGGGUGGAGGGAUUAA
This is a messenger RNA of Fulvia fulva, 381 nucleotides long. RefSeq lists its product as uncharacterized. The record is from RefSeq and is a predicted model, not a curated record. NCBI's taxonomy places the organism in Eukaryota, Fungi, Ascomycota, Dothideomycetes, Mycosphaerellales, Mycosphaerellaceae. The coding region runs from base 1 to 381 and encodes 126 amino acids. The transcript has a single exon.